Molecule: messenger RNA, 4416 nt
Organism: Esox lucius (northern pike)
Lineage: Eukaryota; Metazoa; Chordata; Actinopteri; Esociformes; Esocidae
Gene: papola
Product: poly(A) polymerase alpha
Exons: 20
Coding region: 182-2416 (744 amino acids)
Cellular component (GO): nucleus
Molecular function (GO): poly(A) RNA polymerase activity; RNA binding
Source: RefSeq, a predicted model, not a curated record
CGACAGCUCGAUGCACUGUGCACACGCGCCAUGUUUAGUGGAAACAAAAGGUGCAAAUUCCAACUGCUUGGUUGCGGGAUACAUAAGAAUUGCUAUAGGUAGUUACCUUUAAUGAAAAAAAGAAACGGGUAUGAGAAGGGACUUUUGGGGGGGCUGAUUGGACUUGCUGGAAAUUGUUACAAUGCCCUUUCCUACUUCUAACCCAGGGCCAUUGGGUCGGGAGACGCCCAAGCACUAUGGGAUCACUUCUCCGAUCAGCUUGGCCCAAGCCAAGGAGGCUGAUCUGGUCCUCACACACAAGCUGACUGAGGCCCUGAAACCCUACGGGGUGUUUGAAGAGGAGCUCGAACUACAGCGCAGAAUACACGUUUUGGGGAAAUUGAAUACACUGGUGAAAGAGUGGAUCCGUGACAUCAGUGAAACAAAGAAUCUGCCUGCGUCAGUGAUCGAGACAGUUGGAGGAAAGAUCUUCACCUUUGGGUCCUACAGAUUAGGAGUUCACACAAAAGGUGCUGACAUUGACGCUCUGUGUGUGGCUCCUCGUCAUGUGGAGAGAACCGACUUCUUCACUUCGUUCCUGGAGAGGCUAAAGGAGCAAGAGGAGGUGAAGGACUUAAGGGCUGUAGAAGAGGCGUUUGUCCCAGUGAUUAAGCUGUCGUUCGACAACAUUGAGAUUGACAUCCUGUUUGCCCGGUUAGCGCUGCAAACCAUCCCAGAGAAUCUGGACCUGAGAGAUGACGGGCUGCUGAAGAACCUGGACAUCCGCUGCAUCAGGAGUCUUAAUGGUUGCAGAGUUACUGAUGAGAUUCUCCACCUUGUGCCCAACAUUGAGAACUUCAGGCUGACUUUGAGGACCAUCAAGCUCUGGGCGAAACGUCAUAACAUCUACAGUAACAUCCUAGGCUUUCUGGGCGGGGUCUCGUGGGCCAUGUUGGUGGCCAGAACCUGCCAGCUGUACCCCAAUGCUGUGGCCUCCACGCUUGUGCACAAGUUCUUCCUGGUCUUCUCCAAGUGGGAAUGGCCUAACCCUGUCCUCCUGAAGCAGCCGGAGGACUGUAACCUCAACCUCCCAGUUUGGGACCCCCGGGUAACCCCAAGUGACCGGUAUCACUUGAUGCCCAUCAUCACCCCGGCCUAUCCCCAGCAGAACUCCACCUACAAUGUCUCCGCCUCCACACGGGCCGUCAUGGUGGACGAAUUCAAACAGGGUCUUGCCAUCACAGAUGAAAUAUUGCAGAAUAAAGCAGAGUGGGCCAAACUAUUUGAAGCACCAAACUUCUUUCAGAAAUACAAGCAUUAUAUUGUGUUGCUAGCAAGCGCCCCAACCGAAAAGCAGCACCUUGAGUGGGUUGGUCUAGUUGAGUCUAAGAUCAGGAUCCUCGUGGGGAAUCUGGAGAAGAAUGAGUUCAUAACACUCGCCCAUGUCAACCCUCAGUCUUUCCCGGGUCCCAAGGAAGGCAACGACAAGAAGGAGGAGGUCAGUACCAUGUGGGUGAUAGGGAUCAUCUUUAAGAAGAUGGAGGGAUCGGAGAACCUCAACGUCGACCUGACCAUCGAUAUCCAGUCCUUCACGGACACAGUGUACCGCCAGGCGAUCAGCAGCAAGAUGUUUGAGACGGAUAUGAAGAUUCAGGCUAUGCAUGUAAAAAGGAAACGGCUGCAUCAGCUGUUGCCCAACCUGGUCAUGCCUAAGCGGAGGAAGCACUCCACAGAGGGGCUGCGGCAGGUGAAUGACAGCAAUCUGGACCUGUCCUUGGACAGCGACAACAGCAUGUCCGUGCCCUCCCCCACGGCCACGCCGGCUGCCGCCGCGCCCACGUUAACCCCAGUGAAGGGUGGCGCUCCCGGCCUUACUGCGGCCGGUCAGCCAGACAUCAUGGCGUCCCCCAUGGGCCCACCGGCUUCCAAGAGACCCGGAUCUCCGCUGCAAAUGGAGAGAAAGAGGCUCAAAUCAGACACUGAGGAGUCAGCCAACGAGACAAAGCCCUCAGGAGACCCCAGCCGCCAGACGCCCUCUCCUCCUCCGACGGGAGCCCUGGCGGCCUCCAAGUCCAGCACGCCUCUCCCUAACGGCCCCCAGGCGGCCCUCCAGACUCCUGACCAGGAGGUGAUGGGGGAGCAGAGCCCUAAGGGGGAGCUCCCAAUAGACGGGGAUCCGUCCCUGGUCCCAGAGGAGAAGAGUGCAGAAGAAUGGGGUGCUCCUGCUGGCACUGGAGAAAGAGAAGAGGGAGCCACAGUGGAGGCCCAGGUCAAUGACACCAGUGUGUCUGGGGAAAUGCUCGUUUCUGAAGGGGACGUGAAGAUGGAUUCUGAAAUUAAGAAAAUGGCAAGCGCGGACUUGUCUGAUGUGCCCCUUGUGCCCGCCAACCCCAUUCCAGUUGUCAAGAACUCCAUCAAGCUUCGUCUAAGCAGGUAGGAGAGACGAGACUGGUUCCCCAAACCUCACUACGCCUUGCCUCCCGCCCACCUCUAAGAUGGUUGUUCUUAAAGUACCCAAUUACAAGUCCUCAGUCCUUCACCAAUCCCCGCAGUGUUGCAGACAGACAGACUCACAGGCGACUAAACAGAAAGACACUCACUGACAACUGGACAGACAGACUGACCGCUGUCUCAAGCAGGGAGUGGGUUGAUAUGCCUAUCUCCACGAGGGGGCGAUAUUGCCCUUCUGCUGGAUUCUCCCAGGCAGCUUUCAAACUCUGCCUCACUGGUUAAAGGAUUGGAGUUGCCUGACAGGCACAGGUCUAGGAUCAGUUGACAGUUCUUUAAGUCUUCACCUGAACUGUUAAGAGGAUAAACACAAAGCUGGUCCUGGGCCAACAUCCACGGCCCACUUUGUCUCAACCCUUCUGGAGCUACGGGUUACCAGGAAAACAAAUGUUGCACAACGAUGAUGUCACGAUGAGUCCGCGGGGACGCUUAUGUGUUCCCAGCUUCAUGGAUGAUGCUCAUUCAUCACCCCCCCCCUUGUGUUGCGUUGUCAGGAGAAGGCCGAGGUAAUGUUAAGUAAUAAUGUUGUGAAUUCUUUGUCUUGGUGGUUUGCUGCAGUGUAUGUGUGUGUUUGAGAAACACCUGGUUAAAAUGUUAAAACUUGAACAAAAUGGGGAGAAGAAAAAAUACAAAAUAAAAUAGGGUCUGUGGUCUUGGAUGUUGGGCCGCAAAAUCUCAUGUCACUAGUCUGGUUCGAGGUGAAGGACCGUGUUCUCACUCUGCCGUUGGGAAAGUGUUGUGGCCUUCAGGGUGUUUCAGGGUGUAUGGGCGAAAGGUGGCUAGGGUCAGUUCAAUUUCACUUCCAGCUAGUUUCAGUAAGUAAUUCAAUUCCAUUUAAGAUAUUUUGGAAGCAGGAUUGUAGUGCCCUUCCUGAUUUGACAGGUGUUAAAAUGGAUUGGCCACAAGCCCCACUCUCUAAUGCACACAGCCCUCACUUACCAUUGGAACAAGCUCAGUUUUGAGUUCAUACAGCUGAAAUAAUACACUCUUUGACCAAAAAAAGCUCACAGUUGUGGAAACCGAAUAAUCUAUCUCUCCGGGAUAGAAGUGUGAAUGGACAAACAGGUCUGUAAUCUAGGAAUGACACAGGGAAUUGAGACGUUCUUUCUACAUUCUGACUAAUGUUCAGAUUGUGUCUGAGGACUGGUAUCGUGGGAGAGGGCAGCAGAUGGCCAUGGAUUCAGAUUGAGGAGGUGGUCUGCUGUCAGGGGAGACUGCCCAGAUAGAACUACAAUGAGUAGAAUAGUCAUAGAACCGCUGAAUAUUCGUUGUACAGUAACCGUCAGUGUCUGUCUUGUAAAAUAACAUUGAAAUUAUGAGGAGAGAAAAAUACUUUUGUUUUUGGUGGAGUAUAAAAGACUUGACCUUUCGCCUUUGAUGGAUCUGAAUGUUUAAUAAAACAUGGUGAGAUUUAAAGGAGAGAAUAUUUGACAAGUUCUCAAACAUCACAUAGAAGGUUUAGUACACAAGACCAAUUCUCUUUGUUGGCUAUUGAUUUUUGAUUUGCUUGUCAUAGAACGGAGAUUUGCGAGAAUAGUCAACAGGUUGAAAUCUUAGUACUAGGGUUGGCAAAAGAUGCAACCAAGAUCUUAUUUUUUGUUCACAGCUUUUUGGAAAGUUUAAAAACAAUGUGUACGGAAUUUUCACUUUCUCAAUAUUUUGUUGAUGUAUUAACAACAUUUUACUUUUGUCUCAGUUAUUUGUGCUAAUCGUGUUGACUCGUAUGUUAACGAUUAAUCCGAAUUAAGACCACUGUCAACCUAUGGUGUGUUCAUUUUCUUGUGUAGAUACACUUCUCCAAUCAUGAUGAUCUUGAAGCGUUCCCCCGGUUCUUACAAUGUUCUUUUUCAGUUUUUUUUCUUAGGUGUAUUUGUAAGGCGGAGGUAUUGUACUUUUUCACAAUUAAAAGUAUACGUUGUUGCAAAGGUA